Rhizophagus irregularis DAOM 181602=DAOM 197198 is the source of this 1230-nucleotide messenger RNA. NCBI's taxonomy places the organism in Eukaryota, Fungi, Glomeromycota, Glomeromycetes, Glomerales, Glomeraceae. The record is from RefSeq and is a predicted model, not a curated record.
AUGCGCGUUUACCCAAUACGAUGCUGGUCUCCACUUCUCCACUCUCCACCUUUUGAAGUCUUUUUCGCCGAAAUGGGCGACAAGGUUAGGAAAGACCACAACAAAAAAGAAAGAGCUAUGAUAACUCAGGGACGUCAUCCAUGUGCAGACAAAAACCGCCAACCAAAAAGACGCGCACACGAGAGACGUAAAAACGAAUAUUAUCACCCAUCUUCUUGUCCGUCGGACUCAGAAGAACAAUUAUCAAUACGUAGUAGAGAGAACCGACAAGCAGUUGUGGUAACUUCUUACCAUGUAACAAGUGAUUCUGAAUCUGCUUCCGGUUACAAAUCUGGUAAUUCUGAGACCUCUGAUGACGAAUCUGGUAAUGCUGAUAGCGAAUCGACUUCUGACGAUCCCGAUUUGAUUUCUGAUUAUAGUGAUUCUGAUUCCAAUUUUAUUCCAAAAUAUUAUUUUUCAAAAGACAAAAUGCCACACGAUCUUCUGGUGGCCUUGAGACUGGAAGUGAAAUGGCUAUUAAGCCGGUUCCCGGAUGAAGAUAAGCUUAACCUUAAUGAAACGUUUGAACAACAAUCGGACCACGUGAAUGAAAUUAUUGUACCGGCAAUUAUGGAAUCAUUAAAUAAAACGAUAUUUCCAGUCGCCAAUAAAGUUGUAUACAGCAUGAUACAUUCAUUACACCGACACCGACGAGAAGAAUACAAACUUAAAAAAAGAUCACCAGAAUUCAUAGACAAGCAAAAUCGAAGACGACACUCCAAUAGCCAAAGAAAUUCAAAACAAAAAAAUAGGGCAAAAAUGAUUAAUCACUUACGAAGGGUAGGCGAUCCACUAAUUCGGAAAUUCAAUAACGAACACCUGCAGCCAGUCAUUAAUCAUAGUGCAUAUCACUCCCCCGAAAUUUCCGAAACGGAUGAAGAGAAUCCAUCCGGAAAAAGAAAAAUAGUGAUAAGAGAUUUCAAAUGGCGGUCGUCAACUUGUCGUAUGUUUUUACGAAAUUACAUAGAUCGGAAGAUUUCUGAAAAGUCGAAGGUUCCUAAGAAGAGAAAAUAUGUUUAUGAUAACGAAAAUUUUUAUGACAAGGAAGAAGAGAAACCCUGCAAUGCUCCUAAAUGGACUUGUACCAAAUAUAAAGGUAUAUUAAAAACACACAUUAACGAUGCCUGCGGCUGUCAGUUUGGCAACGAAUUACCAUCAAGACCGAACGAAUUAAAUGACAAUGAAAUUUAA